Emiliania huxleyi CCMP1516 is the source of this 699-nucleotide messenger RNA. RefSeq lists its product as hypothetical. Gene Ontology annotation, molecular function: oxidoreductase activity. Gene Ontology annotation, cellular component: membrane. The record is from RefSeq and is a predicted model, not a curated record. The annotation marks the transcript as partial. The transcript has a single exon. NCBI's taxonomy places the organism in Eukaryota, Haptophyta, Isochrysidales, Noelaerhabdaceae.
UCCAUCCGAGGCGGCUGCGUCGUCGUCACUGGAGCGAGCCGCGGUCUCGGCGUCGGCAUCGCGAGGGCGUUUGCGACUGAGGGCGCGGCGACGGUGUGCUUGGUGGCGAGGUCCGAGGCGGGGCUGCAGAGCGUGUGCAGGGGGCUCGCUGCAGAGCAUCCAAACGUCUGCUUCCAUCCGAUCGCGGCCGACGUAACCGAUCCUGGCGGUCGCGCUCGCAUCGUGCGUUCGGUCGAGUCGAUAGGCCAGCGGCUGCUGCUGGUGAACAACGCCGGCAUCGAGUCGUGGGGACCGUUCGAGCACGCAACCGAGGCGAGCGUCGAAGAGCAGGUCGCCGUCAACCUGCUCGCGCCGAUGCUGCUCACGCGCGCCCUCCUCCCGCUCAUGCUCUCCGCCGGAGGGGGCUCCGUCAUCCACGUAGCGAGCCUGGCGGGCAAGCUGGGCUCGCCAAACUCUGCCGCCUACACUGCGAGCAAGCACGGGCUCGUCGGCUUCUCGCGCGCGCUGCGCAGCGAGUACGCCAGCCGCGGCGUCUCGAGUUGUGUCGUCUGCCCGUCGUUCGUCGACACCGCGCUCCUCGAUAGCCUAGUCGCAAAGGCGGGAGGAGAGCGGCCGCCGUGGAUCAGCACCACCACAUGCGACGCCGUCUCUUCGGCCUGCGUGCGCGCGGCGCUGGGGGACGAGCCCGAGGCCCUCGUG